This is a messenger RNA of Vigna radiata var. radiata (mung bean), 1488 nucleotides long. RefSeq names its product alcohol dehydrogenase 1. Gene Ontology annotation, molecular function: zinc ion binding; S-(hydroxymethyl)glutathione dehydrogenase [NAD(P)+] activity. Gene Ontology annotation, biological process: formaldehyde catabolic process. Gene Ontology annotation, cellular component: cytosol. The transcript has 10 exons. The record is from RefSeq and is a predicted model, not a curated record. NCBI's taxonomy places the organism in Eukaryota, Viridiplantae, Streptophyta, Magnoliopsida, Fabales, Fabaceae. The coding region runs from base 99 to 1241 and encodes 380 amino acids.
AACUUUUUUCCACUAUAAAUAGAGUAUACAUCUUCAAUGCAAAAUCAUCCUCAAGUUUUAAAUAAUUAAUUUCUCUUCGAAAAAAAAAAAUUGAAGCCAUGUCUGCUACUGCUGGUAAAGUCAUCAGGUGCAGAGCUGCUGUGGCAUGGGAACCAGAGAAGCCAUUGUCGAUAGAGACCAUAGAAGUGGCACCACCUGGGAAAGGAGAAGUUCGUUUGAAAAUCCUCUUCAACUCCCUUUGCCGUACUGAUGUUUACUGGUGGGAUGUUAAGGGUCAGAAUCCGCUGUUUCCUCGUAUUUUAGGUCAUGAAGCUUCAGGGAUUGUGGAGAGCGUGGGUGAGGGUGUGACCGAUCUGAAACCAGGAGAUCAUGCACUGCCAAUAUUCACUGGAGAGUGUGGGGAAUGCAAAUAUUGCAAAUCGGAAGAGAGCAACCUGUGUGAGCUGCUAAGGAUCAACAGUGACAGAGGAGUUAUGCUGAGUGAUGGCAAAACAAGGUUCUCCAAAAAUGGACAACCCAUUUACCACUUUCUGGGAACCUCCACAUUCAGUGAAUACACUGUUCUUCAUGCUGGCUGUGUUGCCAAGAUCAACCCUGCUGCCCCACUUGACAAAGUUUGUGUUGUCAGUUGCGGAUUUUGCACAGGUUUUGGUGCUACUGUAAAUGUUGCAAAACCAAAGCCUAAUGAUACUGUUGCUGUCUUUGGUUUGGGAGCUGUUGGUCUUUCUGCCUGUGAAGGAGCAAGGGUUUCUGGUGCAUCGAGAAUCAUUGGGGUUGAUUUACUUUCCAGUCGAUUUGAACAAGCCAAAAAAUUUGGGGUCACUGACUUUGUGAACCCCAAAGAACACAACAAACCAGUUCAACAGGUGAUUGCUGAAAUGACUGGUGGAGGAGUAGAUCGUGCUGUUGAAUGCACUGGAAGCAUCCAAGCUUCGAUCUCAGCAUUUGAAUGCACUCAUGAUGGUUGGGGUGUUGCUGUACUUGUUAGUGUUCCACACAAGGAUGCUGAAUUCAAAACUCAUCCCAUGAAGUUCAUGGAAGGAAGAACUCUGAAGGGUACCUUCUAUGGCCACUUCAAACCCCGCACUGAUAUUCCUGGUGUCGUGGAGAAGUACCUGAACAAGGAGCUGGAACUGGAGAAACUUAUCACUCACAGCGUGCCAUUCUCAGAGAUCAACACGGCAUUUGACCUUAUGCUGAAAGGAGAGGGAAUAAGGUGUCUGAUCCGCAUGGAAGAGUGAAUGAGUUAUGUUCUCUGGUGUGAGAACAGUGUUUGUCUGUGAUGUGAAAAAAGAGAGUUGAAGAAUAAAUUUAGCACGUAAUUCUGUUCUUGAAUCUGUGCUAUGUGAGUGUGUAAAGUGGUAAUUGGAGGUGAUGACUUUCUUGGUCAUCGUCCUGCCUCUGUUACUUCUUAUGCGAAUGGUGUGUCUUGUAACUUUGUUCUGUUUUCUAUUAUAUAUUUAUAUCUAUAUUUUCACUCUUCUUUUA